Molecule: messenger RNA, 9152 nt
Organism: Electrophorus electricus (electric eel)
Lineage: Eukaryota; Metazoa; Chordata; Actinopteri; Gymnotiformes; Gymnotidae
Gene: phip
Product: PHIP subunit of CUL4-Ring ligase complex
Biological process (GO): regulation of cell shape; regulation of transcription by RNA polymerase II; cytoskeleton organization
Cellular component (GO): nucleus
Molecular function (GO): DNA binding; protein binding
Source: RefSeq, a predicted model, not a curated record
GAACUGUGAAUGGAUAUUUAUAGUAAAAUACAGGUAUUAACUGAGUAGGACAUUUUUUCCAGUUUACUGGGCCAGCAGAAACAGUCAGUGUGUAUAUUCAGGAUCAUACACUUCACAAAUAAUGGAGACAGUAGAUCACAACUUGAUACAUACUGGCCUAUAAUGCUGCAUUUACUUUGCUGAUGCUAAACAGAAUGUUUGAAAUACGUUUUCAGUUAAACACCAAGAUACUAAAGCUCAAGGUAAGACUAUAUAAAUUCAAGAUCUUGGAUGACCAUGAAUACAAAAUAAAAAUCUUCUAGCUCAAUCAGAAAAUUAUUUAUUUUAGUGGGUGACCAGUGCUGAACCUGGGGGCCAAAAAGAUCAUUUGCCUAAUUACUCCACUGAAUAAACGUUUUCCUGAAUUACAUGUGGUGCUACUCAUUUACACUGAUUCUGGCCGUGCUUAACAGAAUAUCUGAUAAAGUGUUUUCUUUUGCCUUUAUCUUGUGCAUAGCUUGUGUGUGCAUCUUCUGUGGUUGCUAUUAGCCGUGGAUUGCUGUAACUCAGGAGCUUUAAUUCAUUACAUUUCCCUGUUUUCUACCUUCCCCCAUUUUACGGUCAGCUCGGAUCUGAAGAAGAAAUGGAGGACUACCGAACCUAAACGCCAGCACGCGCUUGGCUUCUUUACGCCUAGUCGACCUCCGGCUCCGUUCCAGCCAGAUAAACGUAACUGCUAACGUUUGAAAGUAAAGGUUGGAGAAUGUCGGUGAAAUAUGAAGGUACUCGAUCGUCUCGCUCAUUAUUGUUAGAAGACAACAUGGCAGCAUUCGUCAGCUUCGAGCUCGAGUGCGUGGUCGACACAAGGAAGUAACGCGCAACUGCAUCUGGCAACCCUGCAUCAGUCCAAACAGGCGACUAAUGUAACAAAUAAAAAACGCAAUGUAGCAGUGAAAGCAGCCCUUCUGUUAACAUGCCUUCUUCCCUCGCCUUCAACGGCACCAUCGCAGCUCCCCAAAACGUCCUGAGUGCGUGCUGCGCUGGGCUUGAUAUUCCUGCGCACGGGGCUUGCGCGCUUUGGAGGGAGGGGGCGUUCAACGUAAACGCAACCGAAAACACGCGUCCACAUCUUUUAGCUCCGCCGGGCCGUAUUUUUAGUGGAAAGAGACGUGUACCUUGCAUUGGCCCGACUGUACGGGGCGUCGUGUCGUGUCCCCGUGCUGUUGACGAGGGGAACUAUUUGCGGGCGCGCGGAAGGCUGGCAGCCCGGGCCGUGUGCGCGGGGUGAAUGGAGGCGCAGCUCUUCCUGGUGCUGAACAAACACAACUAUAGGGCAGCCAGCUCUGCUCUCCCCGCGCGGCCGCACGCCUGCUCCGGAGCCCCGACAGCGCAAACAUGGCCAGGGACAGCAAACACGUCGCGCAGCUGAAGUCUGAGCUCUACUUCCUAAUCGCCCGAUUUUUGGAAGCUGGACCUUGUCAAGACGCGGCGGAGACCCUGAUACGGGAGGUCCAGGAGAAGGAGCUGCUACCCAAAAGGAUAGAUUGGACUGGGAAAGAACACCCUGGGAGUUACGAACAUUUGGUGAAGUUAUAUAAGCACAUUUCCUCUGAUCACCUGUUGCGAGUGUGUGAGCGUGUGAGUCCUCUCCUGGAGAGAGAGGUUGCAGCCAGUGUACCUGGAGUGAACUCACUGCUGGGAAUCGGGCGCCAGUCUUUACUACGCACCAACAAGAGUUGUAAGCACGUGGUAUGGAAGGGAUCUGCUCUCGCAGCACUGCACUGUGGCAGGCCGCCCGAGCCACCAGUCAUCUAUGGAAGCCCGCCCAAUAUUGUGGAGACAACUUACAGUCGCAGGCUGAAUGGUUCAUACCGUUUGGGUCAGCUGGUCCCGACAGCCGUUUACACACACAUGAAGAUGCACAAGAGGAUUCUGGGACACCUGUCGUCUGUGUACUGCGUUGCCUUCGAUCGGACUGGUCGCCGCAUCUUCACGGGUUCGGACGACUGUCUGGUGAAGAUGUGGGCCACAGACGACGGGCGACUGCUGGCCACCCUGCGGGGCCACGCGGCCGAGAUCUCAGACAUGGCGGUGAGCUAUGAGAACACGUUGCUGGCUGCCGGCAGCUGUGAUAAGAUGAUCAGGGUGUGGUGCCUGCAGACCUGUGCACCCCUCGCCGUGCUGGAGGGCCACGCUGCGUCUAUUACCUCUCUGCAGUUCUCUCCUCUCUGCUGUGGCAGUAAGAGGUUCCUGUCCUCCACUGGUGCCGAUGGAACCAUCUGCUUUUGGCAGUGGGAUUCUCGCACGCUCAAAUUCGGUCCACGACCCAGCAAAUUCACAGAGCGGCCUAGACCAGGUGUGCAGAUGAUGUGCUCAUCUUUCAGUGCUGGUGGGAUGUUCCUGGCCACAGGCAGCACUGAUCACAUUAUCAGAGUUUAUUACUUUGGCGGAGGACAGCCAGAGAAGAUAGCUGAGCUGGAGUCCCACACUGAUAAAGUUGACAGCAUCCAGUUCUCGCAUGAAGGAGACAGGUUUGUGAGUGGAAGCAGAGAUGGGACAGCACGAGUAUGGCAGCUACAACAGCAGGACUGGAGAAGCAUCUUACUGGACAUGGCAACCAAACUACCAGGCAAAUACAACCCUCCCCCCCUGGAGGACAAAGUGACCAAGCUGAAAGUCACCAUGGUGGCCUGGGAUUACCAUGACAACAUGGUGAUAACGGCGGCCAACAACCUGACCCUCAAGGUGUGGAACUCGUAUACGGGCAGCCUCAUCCACACCUUAAUGGGUCAUGAGGAUGAAGUGUUUGUGUUGGAGCCACACCCGUUUGAUCCCAGGGUGCUCUUCUCUGCUGGCCAUGAUGGCAAUGCCAUAGUGUGGGACUUAACACGUGGAGUCAAAAUACGCUCCUACUUCAACAUGAUAGAGGGCCAGGGACACGGGGCGCUCUUCGACUGCAAGUGUUCUCCCGACGGCCAGCACUUCGCCUGCACCGACUCGCACGGCCACCUGCUCAUCUUCGGCUUCGGGUCCAGCAGCAGAUAUGACAAGAUAGCGGACCAGAUGUUCUUCCACACGGAUUACCGACCGCUGAUCCGCGAUGCCCACAACUAUGUGUUGGAUGAGCAGACGCAGCAGGCGCCCCAUCUCAUGCCCCCACCCUUCCUGGUGGAUGUGGACGGGAACCCCCACCCUCCGCGCUACCAGCGCCUGGUGCCCGGUCGCGAGAACUGCAGAGAAGAGCAGCUCAUCCCACAGAUGGGCCUGACGUCAUCAGGCUUGAAUCAGGUGUUGAGUCAACAGGCAGCAGAAGGUUCCAGUCCUCUGGACAGUAUGAUCCAGAGACUGCAGCAGGAACAGGACCAGAGACUGGGCUCGGACUCCAGAGCCAGCCGAGGGUCUGUAAGUUCCCCCACAGAGGUCUCUUCUCCUCCUAACGUGGGUCUGAGACGCAGCGGUCAGAUUGAGGGUGUGAGACAGAUGCACAGUAAUGCCCCCCGCAGUGAGAUGGCCACCGAGACAGAUCUGGUGGCAUGGAGCCGACGGGUACUGGUGCCCGAGCUCUCCCCGGGAACAGCCAGUAAACAAGAGAUUUGGAGGACAGCAAGAGGAGAGGAGGAGAUGAACAUCUAUAGAUCAGAGCGACGCAGACGUAGUGUGCACAGCCAGUACCACAAAGAGAACCGGCAGCAUGCAAUAGAAAAUGCAGUGGAAGAGGGACGACGUUACCAAGGAAACCAGCACAACUACCACACAAGGCUGGCCGUAGAAGAGACGAGUAGACAGAGUGAGCCCAACGAGGACGAGCCCAGCGCGUCCGAGGGCGAAGCCGAAGUUCCUCCUCCCAGCAGAGAGUCUUCCGACGAGGAGAAGGAAGAGAAGGAACCCUGGCCUGAUGACCAUAGCAGCUCCAGCGACUACUCCAGUGACUACUCUGACUGGAUGGCGGAUGCUGGCAUAAAUCUUGAACCCCCCAAGAAGACCAUCGUGAAGAAGAAGAAGAAGAACGCCAGUAGCUCCGAGGAGGAUGGAGAGAAGAAAAAAGACAAAGAAGCCAAGAAAGAGCAAAGGAAAGAAAAACAAGAGAAGGAUGGAGCCCUACCAAAGAAGAAGAAACCAAAGGAAAAGAGGAAGUUUCAGGAACAGGGACUAACUCUAGAGGAGUGGCUACCUUCACCCUGGAUCACGGACACUACACCACGGAGAUGCCCCUUCACCCCUCAGAUGGGUGAUGAGGUGUAUUACUUCCGGCAAGGCCAUGAGGCAUACGUGGAGAUGGCCAAAAAAAACAAGAUCUACAGCAUCAACCCUAAGAAGCAGCCGUGGCAUAAGAUGGAGUUGCGGGAGCAGGAACUGAUGAAGAUCGUAGGUAUUAAGUAUGAGGUGGGCUUGCCUACUCUGUGCUGUCUGAAGCUGGCCUUCCUGGACCCAGACACGGGCAAGCUGACUGGAGGCUCCUUCUCUAUGAAAUACCAUGACAUGCCCGAUGUCAUCGACUUCCUGGUUCUCCGUCAGCAGUUUGACAAUGCAAGGCAGCGACAGUGGAUGAUUGGUGAUCGCUUCCGCUCCGUGAUCGAUGAUGCCUGGUGGUUUGGUACAAUCGAGAGUCAAGAACCGUACCAAGCAGAGUAUCCUGACAGCCUCUUCCUGUGCUACAACGUUUGCUGGGAUAAUGGAGAUACAGAAAAGAUGAGCCCAUGGGACAUGGAAGAAAUCCCCAAUGAAGCCGUGUUUCCGGAUGAGCUUGGCCAGAGUGUACCCCUCACUGAGGAGGAGCAGAAAGCUCUGCUCUACCGCCCCCUGGAGGGAGAAUGGGGCUCGUGCACGCGGGACGAGGAGUGCCAACGCAUAAUGAAUGGCAUUGACCAGCUCGCCACGCUAGAUGUGGCGGCUCCCUUUGCUGUACCUGUGGACCUGCAGGCGUACCCCACAUACUGCACUGUGGUGGCAUACAUCACCGACCUGAGCACCAUACGGAGCAGGCUGGAGUAUCGCUUCUACAGGCGAAUGUCAUCUCUGAUGUGGGAGGUUCGCUACAUUGAACAUAACGCACAGACCUUUAACGAGCCGGGAACCUUCAUCGUCAAAACAGCCAAGUUCGUGUCGGACCUCCUGCUGCAGUUCAUCAAAGACCAAAGUUGCAGUGAUAUUAUUCCACUGUACAACAGUAUGAAAAAGACAGCUUUCUCAGACUCGAGUGAUGAUGAAGAGGAAGACGAGGAGACCGAGACGCCAGGGACAUCAAAGUGCAGUAAGAAGGGAAAGCAGCAGCCCAUCCUGAGAAAUCUGAGGAAUAAGGCUGCAUCAGGAGACCCCCAGGCCUGGAGGGGCCGCUGUAGGGAGCUGCUGGAGCUCAUUUUCCAGUGUGAGGACUCCGAGCCUUUUCGACAACCUGUGGAUCUGGUGGAUUACCCGGAUUACCUGGACAUAGUGGAAACACCCAUGGACUUUGGGACAGUCCUGACUGCUCUCCUGGCUGGCGAGUAUGAGUCCCCCAUGGACUUGUGCAAGGACGUGCGGCUCAUCUUCAGCAAUUCCAAAGCCUACACACCCAGCAAGAAGUCCAGGAUCUACAGUAUGAGUCUGCGCCUGUCUGCCCUGUUUGAAGAGCAUGUCAGCUCAAUUCUGGCGGACUUCAAAGCAGCUCAGAGCCUGCAGUCAGAGCGACUGACCCGACAAACCAUGAAGAGGAGGAGGAGAAGCUCCUCCCCGUCCAGCUCCGCCUCCAGCCCUGAGAGGAAGAGGCGUGUCUCCUCUCGUGCUCCUCCCAGCACUGACCCAGCAGCUCCGCCCACCCCAGCGGGCCCGUCCCGCCCACCGUUCUUGAGACAGACGCUUCCGCAUAUCAAUGGAAAAGCAGAGCCCUCCGUCGCCACUGGACGCACUCGUAGCUCCGCCCGUUUUGGAACUCAGCCCACAGACCCGCCCCCUCCACAGUCAUCUCUGUCACCUGUCCCCACCCACAGCAAGGGGGUUGAGCCCUCUUCCAGGAUCCUUCGAGCUCAGAAUUCUCACCCAACUCCGAGCAUCUCAAAGGAAACCGAGAAUUCCACCGUUUCCCAUGGUAACGACGGAGGAGGUAGAGAGUCGAGGCGGAAACUUCGUUCUCCCAUUAAACAUACAUCAGGUCCCGUGGAUUCUCCCCUGCCCCCGAACAACGUUCAUCUGAAUGGCCAUAGUGGUCAGGUGACUUUGCGUGUGGUAAAAAGGGGGCGGGGCAGACCCAGAUUAGAUUCCCAAGUAAGGACAGCAGAGGAGGCUGAACCACCACCCUUGCCCCGCCCCCCUGGCAAGAAGCGAGGCCGGAAAAGCAAAAAAGAGCUGGAGGCUUUACGAAUGAAUUCCACCAAUGAGGAUGAGCUACACCAGUCCACAGGUGAUGAGGGUGGGGCUUCAUCCACCGCACAGGACAGUAGCCUAUCAGACUCAGGAGUGGGCCUUCCAGAACAACCCAGAAGACGUGGGAGACCCCGAUUAGUCAGGACAACAGAUCAAGCUCCUCCUACGCAAGCCCCCUCCAGUCCUAAAACCCUGAGGAGAAGCAGCCGCCGCGGCAACGAACAGGCCACGCCUCCAGCCCCAGAUCCGGCACGGAGAGAUGAGCCAGAGCUGGAUGGUGCAGAGUCGGGAGGGGAUGGGAGCUCCAAGGGCCCAAUGAGAACACGUAACCAGGGCCGAAGGACAGCGUUCUACAACGAGGAAGACUCUGAGGAAGAGCAGAGACAGCUCCUGUUCGAGGACGCCUCCAUCACCUUCGGCACGUCCAGCAAAGGCAGAGUCCGCAAGCUCACAGAGAAGGCCAAAGCAAACCUGAUUGGCUGGUAACCAUGCCAACGUGCCGGUCCUUUGUGACGCCAUCCCAUGUUUCUGCCCCGCUGCUGACCCAUGGUGCACUGGGGCGACACCAUUCCUGCUGCUAUAUGUCUGUUUGAGUUUAUCCGAAUCUUUGAUUCUGACUCUGAUUUGAAGCUGACUCUGAAUCUUGGAUUCUCUUCAGCGACUCUGUACUUCAGGGCUUCUGUCCUUUAAACAGUCGCUGGCCUCCCAAAGCCCUAACCCUAGACGCUCUCCCUUGGGUAAAACCGCAUAUGCAGUUAAACGUGCAUUUACCAUGUCUUCAGCUACGUGUGCACUGUUUGAAGGCCAGUGAGUCGCAGUCCUUCAGUCAGACAAAUGUCCCCAUUUCUUUUCUUGCAUCACACAUGCAUCAUCGUGUUUUUACACAGUAGUAGUUGCUAAUGGCAACAAAUCAAACUAUUCUUCAGAAUACGGUUUUUAACAAAGUGUUCCCCAACUGUGUGCGCGUGAACAUUUGUGUGCAUGAGGGUGGGUGUGUGUGCGUGUGUAUAGAGUUUAUGAGUAGACUAUUUGGUGGUUAUGCAAUGAUGGACCUUUUAAACUGUUCCUUUUGUCUUUAAAUCUUUAAAUAAGUCAAAGAAAGAAAUAAUGGCUGGGUUAGCAUGUUUUAUAUGAUUAGCAAUACCUUGUGCCUUUUGAUCAUUUAAAUACAUACAAUGUUAUUUCUUUGUACUCCACACUGUGUAGUAUUUGUGUGUGUGUGUGUGUGUUGAAUGUUUUACUGCUAUUGAUUUAUCCAGAACACAUUGUGUCUUUUAUCUGUUGCCGAGAUAUAGACUGGUAAGUACUAUGUCUCUCUGUUUGUGUGUGCGUUUGUGUGUGCGUGCGUUUGUGUGCGUGCGUUUGUGUGUGUGCGUUUGCGCGUGUGUGCGCGUGUGUGUGCGCGUUUGUGUGUGUGUGUGCAGGUGGUGUAAACGGGAGAGAGUGACAAAGGUGACCUCAUUAUGUUGGGGGGGUGUGAGGCAUAGAAUUGUGACAUUAGGUAUAGAAACACUCUUAUGCCUUGAGCUCCUGUUGUGGCACUGAAGAAAAAUUAACCUGCACCACACAACACACACACACACACACACACACACACACACACGAACACAGAGUUACGAGAGCUAUGUUCUUGUCCACACUGUUUUCUGUCCUGUAUCUUGGGAUUGGUCUUGUAUUCAGCGAGGCUGUACUAGGGUUGAUGGGCAGAAGGGGAAGUCUUCCCUGUGUAUUAUGACGGAACGAAACACUUCUGAAAGCGCAUAUUCCUUUCCUGCUGGCUCCAACUCUGGACACGGUGUGAUUCUCUCCUUCCCCACUGGAGAGCGCCAGUGCUCGCUUCUGAUGCCCUGGCUAUUCAUUCAGAUCCCACAGAGGAGAGUGGAAAGAUGUCUUUCUGUAUGUGGAUCUGCUUGUGUGCCUUGGAUUAUUAUUUGUGUGUGUGUGUGUGUGUGUGUGUGUGUGUGUGUGUGUGUGUGUGUAAUGGGGAAAUGGGAAAAGAUUACAGACUACAGAUUACAGACUCAGUUUAAUCCAGGUACUACAUGCCGAAUGCUUAAUGAACAGUGGUGGAAACUAAAUCUCCAUGAGGUAUUCAUGGCGCCUGGUUUAACUGAUGCUUUGCAUUUAUUAUUUUGGAGUUGUCAUUAUAUAUAUAUAUAUAAUGACAAAAUGUAUAUAUUUAUAUAUCAUAAAUUUUUUACUUUUUUUUUUCCUAUGGUCUUGCUCAUUGUCAGUAAUUGUGGUCUGGUCAGAACCUGAUGCCAUGGUACUGAUUUAGCCCAUAGCUUUAAACCUGGUUCGGUGAACCAAAGGGGGUGUGUGUGUGUGAGAGUGUGUGAGAGUGUGUGAGUGAGAGAGAGUUCGUAGUGUAUGGCUGUAUGAAUUGUCUGUGCAUGCAUGCCAUUAAUACUCUUUAAAUUGUGUGGGUGUGUGUCCUGGCGUUUAUCUCAUUAAGAUGAUUUUAUAAUCACUUGCAAAAUGAAAUCUUAUUAUCUCUGAAUUAUGACCCUUACUCACCGUACUCCUACCGGCACAGGAAGUGACGUCACACUGACACUGAUUAAUGGGUCACGAGGCGAAAGUAAGGCAGACUGCACGCGCGCUCUGUUUACUGCCCCGUAAGUCUUGAGCGCGCUCUCGUUUAGGGUCUGGGCUUUCCCUCGCCAGUUCUACAUGCCUGGCCCGAGGGAUCUUUCUAUGUUAGUUUGUAUACUUUUAUAUAAAGAAGAGUAAAUGCAAAAAAUCCCAUUAAAAUAGAAUGUACACGUAGUUAGUACUGUUGUCAGUAGUUAGUUCAUACUGAUAUUUUAAUGAAAUAAACAGUUGUGUUUCCA